AAAAACCGAAAGAAAAGAAUAGUCUUCUUCUCUGCGCCUUUGGUCGCACCAACAGAAUUUUUUUUUGCAGUCAUCUCUCACCUUCGGUUCAUCUCGAAUCGCGAUCCCGAGUCCCGAACCCGAACCCAAAACCCCCCGCAGAGGCCGGAGGAUCCCGCGCCGUGAUGGGGGAGGCGGACGCGAGCACCGGCGGCGGCGGCGGCGGCGGAGAUCCGCAGAGGCUGAAGCGGAUCGCGGCGGGGGCGUACGACUACGAGAACGACGCGCGGUGGGCGGGCUACUGGUCCAACGUCCUCGUGCCGCCCCACCUCGCCUCCCGCCCUGACGUCGUCGACCACUUCAAGCGCAAGUUCUACCAGCGAUACAUCGAUCCUGAUUUGGUGGUUGAGCCAAUGUCUUCCACAGGUUCGACCCAGUCCAACAGAUCAGCAGCAAGGUCUUCAUCUACGCCAUCCAGUGAGAAUAUCAGAGCUCGUGACUCAGGAUCUGCUGCAACCCAACCACCAUCAACAGAAAGGACAGGAAGUUCUUUACGGUUCGAUGGACGAACUAUACAUUUCUCUAUCAAUGCUUGGGUAUUAGUUGUCGCUGGUCUUGGAAUACUUCCAAUUCUACCGAAAGAUAUCGCAAGCAAAGCAUAUAGACUUUCAUUGCUAGGAACAAUAUGCUCAUCAGCAUAUUCUUUGUACUGCACUUACGGGAAACCAAGAGCAUGGAACAUGCCUGCAAUUCAGCCUUGGUUGCAAUCUAUAAUUGUAGCCAAGGACUUCGUUCAUUUGAUGUUCUCUCUUAUGAUGUUCACAUCUAAUGUGCACUUUCGAAUUGCUCUACUGCCUGUGCUUUGCUGGGCAGUCGAUCAUGUUGCAAGAUUCCUUAGGCGUAAUUUUGCACGCUCCUCUUUCUACAGAAGGUACUUAGAGGAGCCUUGUUUGUGGGUGGAGACGAACAACACUACAGUCAGCCUCCUUUGUUCAAAUGCUGAAAUUGCCCUGGGCUUCCUUAUGAUCGUAUCACUUUUCUCGUGGAAGCGUAACAUAAUUCAGACAUUCAUGUACUUCCAUCUGUUGAAGUUGAUGUACCAUGCUCCCGUAACAUCAGGCUAUCACCAGAGUGUGUGGGCAAGAAUUGGCCGGGCUGUAAACCCGCACAUUGAUCGUUAUGCGCCGUUCCUCAAUACACCCAUUUCAGCUGCCCAAAGAUGGUGGCUGAGGUAGAAGACAUGGAUCGUGCCAUUCCCAUGUAUCCCUUCUACUGAAUAUCUGCUACAGUGGGUUUCACCCUCCAUUUUUAAGACCAUACACGUCACUUACAUAUUGUUCUAUUGUUUUCACAUCCCCAUUUCACUUCUCACAGAGCUAGUCAAGGGAUGACCGAUAACACAGGACAAAUGUCUUUGCAAGCAGUAGGUCUUGAGCAAACUGUCCAUUUCUUGACUGAUAGUCUGAUAGAGUUAAAAUGAUAGCAGCACAUAAUUCUUGAGGAUACUUAUACAUAAACAAUGAAAGACCGCUUCCUGAUAUUUUCCAUUAUGUAUAAAAUGGUCGCAAUACAAUCGUGUUGCUGGUUAGCAGAAGUUCUUUUGUUACGAUGA
Brachypodium distachyon (stiff brome) is the source of this 1591-nucleotide messenger RNA. RefSeq lists its product as uncharacterized. Gene Ontology annotation, biological process: endoplasmic reticulum tubular network organization; membrane organization. The transcript is spliced from 9 exons. The coding region runs from base 165 to 1214 and encodes 349 amino acids. Gene Ontology annotation, cellular component: endoplasmic reticulum; membrane. Lineage: Eukaryota; Viridiplantae; Streptophyta; Magnoliopsida; Poales; Poaceae. The record is from RefSeq and is a predicted model, not a curated record.